Molecule: messenger RNA, 11449 nt
Organism: Coregonus sp. 'balchen'
Lineage: Eukaryota; Metazoa; Chordata; Actinopteri; Salmoniformes; Salmonidae
Source: the annotation of a GenBank genome assembly
AUGGCGUCCCUCAAAGUAUUGUCAAGAGCGGAGAAUUUAUUCUUGAAAAACCUGUCUGCCACCUGCAGGCCCAAUUUUAACUCCAUCACCCAUUCCAUGAUCAAGGUCAGUAUCGAAAUGCGUCAAUGAAAUAGACUAAAUACGAAUAGACUGCUAUAUAGCUAGCUAACUAACUAGCUACAGAGAUUGGGAGGCUUUGCUUUUAGUGCGUAUGAUCCAUAGCAUGGCACCUUCAAUUUUAACCCCUAAAUUGAAAUCCAAAUUCAAUAUUUUCAUUUACAGUAUAGGCUUGCAGCAUAAACUACUGGAUGAACUAGCUAACGUUAGGCAACCAGUAAUGGUGAUACUUUUCAUAAAUGCGCGUGGUGUUUGAUGCUUCCAUUCCAUGCUAUCCAUGGUAGCUAUUUCCUAGCUACAUAUUGUACACCAGACAAUGAUGUAACCAACGAUUUUUGAUCCAUUACUGGAUGUUACAGGUUUGCCUAUGCAAAACGUCUCCAGAUUUUUCUACUAAGCUGGUAUUGGCAAUACUGUUUUUGUUAUCGAUUCGGCCAAACAUGUAUACUACAUUACCAAAAGUAUGUGGACAUCUCAUUCCAAAAUCAUGGGCGUUCAGAUGGAGUUUGUCACCUCUUUGCUGCUAUAACAGCCUCCACCCUCCUGGGAAGGCUUUCCACUAGAUGCGAGGACUUGUUUCCAUUCAGCCAUGAGCAUUAGUGAGGUUGGGUACUGAUAUUGGGCGAUUACGCCUGGCUCGCAGUCGGUUUUCCAAUUCAUCCCAAAGGUGUAAAAUGAGGUUGAGGUCAGGGCUCUGUGCAGGCCAGUCAAGUUCUUCCACACAGAUCUUGACAAACCAUUUCUGUAUUGACUUCGCUUUGUGCACAGGGGCAUUGUCAUGUUGAAACAGGAAAGGGCCUUCCCCAAACUGUUGCUACAAAGUUGAAAGCACAGAAUCGUCUAGAAUGUUAUUGUAUGCUGUAGCAUUAAGAUUUCCCUUCACUGGAACUAAGGGGACUAGCCCGAACCAUGAAAAACAGCCCCAGACCAUUAUUCCACCUCCACCAAACUUUACAGUUGGCACUAUGCAUUGGGGCAGGUAGCGUUCUCCUGGCAUCCGCCAAACCCAGAUUUGUCCCGACGAACAGUUAUUGUGCUGACGUUGCUUGCAGAGGUAGUUUGGAACUCAGUAGUGAGUGUUGCAACCAAGGACAGAUGAUUUUUACGUACUUCAGUACUCAGUGGUUCCGUUCUGGCGGCUUGUGUGGCCUACCACUUCGCUGCUGAGCCGUUGUUGCUCCUAGACGUUUCCAAUUCACAAUAACAGCACUUACUGUUGACCGGGGCAGCUCUAGCAGGGCAGAAAUCUGACAAACUGACUUGUUGGAAAGGUGGCAUCCUAUGAUGGUGCUACAUUGAAAGUCACUGCGCUCUUCAAUUAGGCCAUUAUACUGCCAAAGUUUGUCUAUGGAUGUUCGUGCCAUAAUAUGGACUUGGUCUUUUACCAAAUAGGGCUAUCGUCGUCGUCCUUGUCACAACACAACUGAUUGGCUCAAAUGCAUUAAGAAGGAAAUAAAUUAACUUUAAACAAGGCACACCUGUUAAUUAAUAUGCAUUCCAGGUGACUACCUCAUGAAGCUGGUUGAGAGAAUGCCAAGAGUGUGCAAAGCUGUCAUCAAGGCAAAGGGUGGCUGUUUGAAGAAUCUCAAAUAUAAAAUAUAUUUUGAUUUGUUUAACACUUUUUUAGUUACUACAUGAUUCCAUGAUUCAUAGUUUUGAUGUCUUCACUAUUAUUCUACAAUGUAAAAAAUAGUAAAAAUAAAGAAAAACCCUUGAAUGAGUAGGUGUGUCCAAACCUUUGACUGGUAGUGUAUGUAUGAAUGUACAGUUGAAGUCGGAAGUUUACAUACACUUAGGUUGGAGUCAUUGAAACUCGUUUUUCAACCACUCCACACAUUUCUUGUUAACAAACUAUAGUUUUGGCAAGUCGGUUAGGACAUCUACUUUGUGCAUGACACAAGUAAUUUUUCCAAUUAUUUCACUUAUAAUUCACUGUAUCACAAUUCCAGUGGGUCAGAAGUUUACAUACACUAUGUUGACUGUGCCUUUCAACAGCUUGGAAAAUUUCAGAAAAUGAUGUCAUGGCUUUAGAACCUUUUGAUAGGCUAAUUGACAUCAUUUGAGUCAAUUGAAGGUGUACCUGUGGAUGUAUUUCAAGGCCUACCUUCAAACUCAGUGCCUCUUUGCUUGACAUCAUGGGAAAAUCAAAAGAAAUCAGCCAAGACCUCAGAAUUUUUUUUUUUUGACCUCCACAAGUCUGGUUCAUCCUUGGGAGCAAUUUCCAAACGCCUGAAGGUACCACGUUCAUCUGUACAAACAAUAGUACGCAAGUAUAAACACCAUGGGACCACACAGCCGUCAUACCGCUCAGGAAGGAGAAGCGUUCUGUCUCCUAGAGAUGAACGUACUUUGGUUUCGAAAAGUGCAAAUCAAUCCCAGAACAACAGCAAUGAACCUUGUGAAGAUGCUGGAGGAAACGGGUACAGAAGUAUCUAUAUCCACAGUAAAACUAGUCCUAUAUCGACAUAACCUGAAAGGCCGCUCAGCAAGGAAGUAGCAACUGCUCCAAAACCGCCAUAAAAAAGCCAGACUACGGUUUGCAACUGCACAUGGGUACAAAGAUCGUACUUUUUGGAGAAAUGUCCUCUGGUCUGAUGAAACAAAAAUGGAACUGUUUGGCCAUAAUGACCAUCGUUAUGAUUGGAGGAAAAAUGGGGGUACUUGCAAGCCAAAGAACACCAUCCCAACCUUGAAGCACGGGGGUGCUUUGCUGCAGGAGGGACUGGUGCACUUCACAAAAUAGAUGGCAUCAUGAGGAAGGAAAAUUGUGGAUAUAUUGAAGCAACAUCUCAAGACGUCAGUCAGGAAGUUAAAUCUUGGUCGCAAAUGGGUCUUCCAAAUGGACAAUGACCCCAAGCAUACUUCCAAAGUUGUGGUAAGAUGUCUUAAGGACAACAAAGGGAAGGUAUUGGAGUGGCCAUCGCAAAGCCCUGACCUCAAUCCUAUAGAACAUUUGUGGGCAGAACUGAAAAAGUGUGUGCGAACAAGGAGGCCUACAAACCUGACUCAGUUACACCAGCUCUGUCAGGAGGAAUGGGCCAAAAUUCACCCAACUUAUUGUGGGAAGCUUGUGGAAGGCUACCCGAAACGUUUGACCCAAGUUAAACAAUUUAAAGGCAAUGCUACCAAAUACUAAUUGAGUGUAUGUAAACUUCUGACUCGCUGGAAAAGUGAUGAAAGAAAUAAAAGCUGAAAUAAAUCAUUAUCUCUACUGUAUUGUCCUGAGUGGCGCAGUGGUCUAAGGCACUUCGAUCGCAGUGCUAACUGUGCCACUAGAGAUCCUGGUUCAAAUCCAGGCUCUGUCGCAGCCGGCCGCGACCGGGAGACCCAUGGGCGGCGCACAAUUGGCCCAGCGUCGUCCAGGGUAGGGGAGGGAAUGGCCGGCAGGGAUGUAGCUCAGUUGAUAGAGCAUGGCGUUUGCAACGCCAGGGUUGUGGGUUCGAUUCCCACGGGGGGCCAGUAUAAAAAAUAAAUAUGUAUUCACUAACUGUAAGUCGCUCUGGAUAAGAGCGUCUGCUAAAUGACUAAAAUGUAAAUGUAAAAUGUUAUUAUUCUGAGUGGUGAUCUUAACUGACCUAAAACAGGGAAUUUUUAAUAGGAUUAAAUGUCAGGAAUUGUGAAAAACUGAGUUUAAAUGUAUUUGGCUAAGGUGUAUGUAAACUUCCGACUUCAACUGUAUGUAAUGUGUGUGUCUUCUAAAAUGUCUGUGUCCAGUUGCAGGUGGCGCGUUUUGAAUUAAGAGAAUGCUCCGUUAUAAAAAAUAAAUCAAUUUUUUGCUCCAUGAAGUAAUCCAACAAUGUGUACGCCGCCAUUUUGUCUAUUUCAAAAAUUCUCCAGAAAGGAGAAGCGAGAGGGAUAAUUGGGCCAAAAAUCGGUCUUCUACGGCAGGUGGUGGUGUUUCGUUUUUUUCGCUCAGCAAGUGAGGAGUUUUUGUAUGGAGCUCAAUGAGUGUCGAAUUUGGUUAACAAAAAACGAAGCCAUAUGUGGCUUAUCUGAUCGAAUAGAAGUUUUGUAAUGAUUAGGUUGUUACAAGUCACGUGACAUCCCGGCAACUUUGAGGAAAAACACUUUAUAUCGGAGUGGUCCUGGUCGUCACUAGUUGCCACAAAGUUGCUCUUCUUAAAGUGUGAUUUUAAACCUAACCUUGAACACACUGCUAACCUUAUGCCUAACCCUAACCAUAAAAGCAAAAAACAUUUAAAAAAUAAUAAAAAAUUGACGCUGUGGUAUCUAGUGGUAACCGUUGUGCCUGUUGUUCACAUGCGUCCCACAUGAUCUUGCCUCCUCCCGACUCCCUUCUAUUUUUGAAGACUAUGCGCUUUCGAGCGAAUCACUUUUGUUAAGUCAGUGACCAUUGUUACAAAAAUCAUGUGAAAAAAGGUUAUGAAGUUUUAACUGGAGUUGACUGUAAGUUUCUGUAGUUUCUGUAGGUGUUUGUGUUUGACAUGCGAAUGUGACCAAAGACGUGACUUAAACAGGAACCAACUUUCCCGCAAUUCAUGUAUACAGCGGGUAUGUAGAAAUGAAUGUGAUAUUUGACUCUUUCUCUCCCACUAAUUGAUUGUACAAUGUGCACACAUAUAUUUUCAGUUUGUGCGUGUGCGUAAUUUCAACGUUUUAAAGAAAAACUUUAAUAAACAAUGGCAACGCUGCCAUGUUGCACUGAGCCUUGCUGUGGGAAAACCACAUCAGUCAGCUGUUGCAGAUGCACCUCCCCCGACCUCACUCCUCGACGUGCGUCUACAGUCAGUUGCUUUCACCUUACGACUCAAACACGCCCAUGUAUUUUCAUUGUUAGAGCGGCCACUAGAGUAUCUGGUCAGUAUAAUGGAUAACCUGUCUUCUUUCAUUGAUCGAGACAGGUGGGUGUCAUCAUGACAUGCGGCACUUUGGGGUGGACCCACCUGUCUCAAUCAAUGAGAGAAGAUUUGUAAUAGACAAGAUGGCAGCAUACACAUUGUUGGAUUACUUCAUGGAGCAGUUCUUUAUAUAUUGUUUUUAUAACAUAGUAUUUUCUCAAUUCAAACGCACCACCUGCAACUGGACACAUACAUUUUCCCCAGCCUGUUAGCUAUUUAGCCUAUGUUGGCUACCUACUGUUGUAGCUACUGUAAUGAGUCUGUCACCCUUACACACUCACAUGACCUUGGUUGAGAAAGGACUUAGGAUUCCAAUUUAAUGUGUCCAAUUGUUUGUUUUGCCAAAGCCUCUAUGUGUUCUUUGUGUACAGUAGCUAGUUCCCAUUGAAGACACUCCCCCAGCUAAACUGUAUAAAGAAUUCACCUCUACCAAUAUAGUAUUACACAGAAGCCCAAGAAUGUUUCCAUUGCGUUGCAACCCAGUGCCCCCGGACCCUUUGCAAGCCACGUGCACUAAAAGGACAGCCAAAAUUAGAGGCAUGUACAACUGUAGUGCAGAACAGUCUCUGUAAACUAAAGUAUAAGCUAUCGGUAGUAGAAUAGAAAAGAAAGCAAUGCCUACAGUUCUCCAAUAAGGGUAUUGUUAAUCAUGUCUAUGUUUGUAUUUCUGUUAUAGAAGUAGUGAAUUGGAGUGUAUAUAGCACAUUACAUAGGCAAGUUAAACUCAACGAUGUACUUCACAUCAACAGAGUUGAGUGGAGACGAGAGUUGGCGGAGUGUACCUCCGACUACAUCGAGUCGCUGUCCGUCGAUACGAGGAAACAGUCGGUGGUUGUAUUUGAUUAACGUUUUAUAAAAAAUUAUGGAUUUCAGCAAAUAAAGAAAGGCACGCAACAACCGAGGAUAAACAUAGGUACACUGUAAGGGUUUAAGAAUGUAUAUUUUUUAAGUAUCGACUGCAUAGCGACUCGAAGGAGUCGGAGGUUCAUUUCAAAAACUCUAGUCUGCUCUCAACUCUGUGGAGGUGAGGUACUUUGCUACACACUACAAUGAUUAGGGAAUUACACAGUUGUUGACGCCAUGAUAUUGAUGUUCUAUGCAUUUUGUUGUGCAUUGCAUUACCUAUAGAAGUUAGCCUAUAACAUGUUGUAUUAUUAUGUUUUGACUUCCUUUAGUCACAUGUAAUGCGGUUGCUGAUGUGUGAUAUUUGUGCCACAGUACAGUGGGUGUGGACCUAAGAUAAGGUGUUGUAGGUUAUAACAGUAAAUAAAGCUAAUGGUCGUUAAUCAUCCUGAAAGGUUCUGUCUAGGUCAGCCUGGGUAUAUAAACUUAAAGGCCCAAUGCCACCGUUUUCAUCUUGAUAUCAAAUCAUUUCUAGGUAACAAUCAAGUACCUUAAUGUGAUUUGUUUUCAAUUUAAAGGUUCAAAAAGGAAGAAAAAAAAGCUUCUUAGCAAAGAGCAAUUUCUCAAGCAAUACUUUUGAUAGGACUGUUUGGGAGUGGUCUGAUUUGGGAGAGAAAAAACAAAAUCUAGCUGUUAUUGGCAGGGAGGUUUGGAACUCUAUUUCUUGUUGGUCUAUCAACUAAUUUACCGCCUGGUGUUGAAUGUAAAAAAGAUGCAAUUUCACAGUAUUAUUCCAUCCUCCAUAGUGUGGAAAUAUAAAACACAGGAAAAAAAUUUUUUUGACUUCACUGGGCCUUUAACACAAGAUGCUGGUCCUAGGUUUACAGUCAAACCUAUUUUGGGACGUUUUUUUCCUUUCCUUCUGGGAGCAUAUUCCUCCCACUUGAUUUGACAUAAUUUCUAAUUCACUAUUCAUUUUUACAUGAGCUGAGGGCGAAGUCAAGCCAUGUAUGUCAAAUUACAGAAUUCCACCAUACUCCUGCCCAGUAGUUCAGUGGAUCAUAAAAGCGUGAAAGGUGGGAUAAUGGGUGAAAACUUAAGCUGGUCAGGAGAUGAUUGCAGACAUUUUAAUUAUAUUUUAUUUUGUACUUCAGGGACUUGAGGCUAAUGUCAGAGCUAAGAAAAAUAACUAUUAUAUUAUGGGUUGUGUUGUCAGAGACUUCCGAUUUUCUCCAGUGAGCCUUCCAUCUACAGUAGUCCAGUACGGUGGAUAUUAUUAGUUAGUGGUGGGAUAAUGGUUGAAAAUGAUGAGCUUGGGCUUCCGUCUGCUUUCCACACCUCAGCCGGAGGAAUUUGCUUCCUGGCAGAGUUCCCAAGAUACCACCAGUUCAAGCCAGUCUGUCUGCUUGCCGCUCUUACUUUGUCUGACAAGCUGUUGUUUGUUGUGCAUUGCCUUUCUUGUUGAUCUUUCCUGUGCUGUAGCUGAAUACAUUCUUUAAUAGGCCUUGGUUUUUAUCUCACUCCCGUCAAUGUGAAGUGCUGAUUUUAUAGGGCUGAUAGCCUAGUCCAGUGUUGUCAAACUCUUUUUCCCCCGGGGGCCGCACUCGGUCUUCAACGAGGUCCGGGGGGCCGCACUCGGUCUUCAACGAGGUCCGGAGGGCCGCACUCGGUCUUCAACGAGGUCUGGAGGGCCGCACUGAAAACUGGUUAUAUUUCCUCGCCGUCAAAAUGUGGCCCAAAUAGUCCUCUAUCCAUCGUUAUUGGAAUCUUUGAUGCUCGCUGACUGUCUAGCUUUCAUUUCGGUGAUAAUUAGUGAGCUGAUACUCUGUGUGACUGUGAGAGCAAAGUCUUGCAGCGGAUCACUUUUGUGAAGUCGGUGACUAUCGCUGGUCACUGCCUUUCAAAGUGUGUUGCAUUCUGGGGAUAGAACUUGUCCGACUUGCGCCUACAUGCCAACUUCAUGAAUUUUACAAAAAUCAUGUGAUCAAAGGUCAUGAAGUUUUGACUGCAGUCGACUGCACGUUUCAGCAGUUGCUCUUCAUCAACUUCCUCCAGCAGCCAUCGCCUGCAUUGUGGGAGGCUCUUUUGUAAAGCAAUCAUUAGGGUUUUUUGUUUGACCCACACGAACGUGACCAAAGACAUGACUGAAAGAGGAAACAAUUUGCUGUGAGUUAUGUAUACACUGGAUAUAUAUACAAGUUAAUGUGAUAUUUGAGGCUCUCGCUCACUAAUUGAUUGUACAAUGUACACAAAUAAAAUUGUAAUAUGAUUUCAGUUAUUUGUGAGUGUGUGAUAUAGGGGUUAGAUACAUUUUAUAAACAAUGGCAACACUGCCAUGUUGAUCUGAGCCUUGCGGUUAGAAAACCACAUUAGUGUCUGACUUUCGGCUGUCACAGAUGCACCUCCCCCGACUUCACUCCUCGACUUUCGUCUACAGUCUGUUGCUUUAGCCUUACCACUCAAACACGUCCAAUAGCUGCUCAUGGCAACGUCAUCUCGCUGAGUCUACCUUUUUAAAUUACAAAGUCAAUCUCAAUGUGACACACCAGAUUCAGUAGCUUGAAAACCCCAUUAGAUUUUCUGCCCUCCAUUUUUUUUUUUUUUUGUGGUUAGUUUAGGAGGAAUUAUAAUAGUUUCAGUAUAGUUUGUUUUUCAAACAGGUUUGUUAAUUAUUUCAUUUCAGUUUACUAAAGUGUUUUUUUAUGAUUAGUUUUUCAUUUACUAUAAUCAACUCGGACUGUUCCUCUGUGUUCCCCAGACGUGUGGCUGCUCCUACUCCACCUCCAGCCAGAGAAACGCCCAGUUCUACACAGACCCCACAGACGCUGUGAACGACAUCCCCAGUGGAGCCACUAUCCUAGUGGGAGGUAAAAUCAGGAGACCAUCAAGACUUCACUGUGGGAUUUGAAAGGAGCUAUUUCCUGGGAUGCAUUACCAAUGCGGCUGUCACUGUAGACUGUUUACCCCUACCCCUUAACACUUCAUAGAUUUGAAAGAAUUGGAUAGGAGUGUAAGCAGAAACCGUUCCACCUAGCCUAUCAGAGGACAAGGUGGAGCUAUUAUCAUAUUGUUGAUGCCUAUCUCUUACAGGUAGGAUAUAGAGCAACUUGGAUAUGGGCAAAUGUGUUAUAUGAACCAACUGUAUAUGUCAUUAUCAUAUUUUCUCUGUUCAAGGCAAGCUGCUUAUCUUUUUCAGCAGGGGAAAUUCUGACUCACACAUUGCCCUGUGUCCACUUCAUAGUAAUGGGCCAUGCUCUCCAUUUCAGCUACACUCUGAAUCAUUCUGUCUCAUUACCCCCAACACACACACACACACUGGGCUGCUACGACAGAUUCCAUAAUAAUAGAAUUCGGCUUGUGUGUCCACUGUGUCUAAAGAAAACUUAGUCUACAGAGCCACUGUCUUUCCUAGGAAAAUAAAUCAAGAGGGUUAUUAAUAGAAAUGAGUGUAAACGAUUUAUUUAUUUAUUCUCUUUCUCUGUCACUAGGGUUUGGUUUGUGUGGCAUCCCAGAGAACCUUAUCAACAGUUUAUUAAAGACUGGUGUAAAGAGCCUCACAGCCGUCAGCAACAAUGCUGGGUAAGUGAAUGCUGGGUAAGUGAGUGUGGGGGUGGGUGUCUGCAUGUGUGUUUGCUCACACGUCCAGGUGCCUGCAUGCAACUCAAACCGUGGGUGCAUUCAGUGGUGGUGGCCAUGCUUUUGAAGGUUGUUGUCACGACAACCUCAACACACCCAAACCCCACUCUCUUUGUUUCGAUAAUAAAUGGCCAAGUUGAAAGAGGACAGGAGAAAUUCGUUUUUUUAAAUUUCUGCCAUGGCUGGAUUGAUUUCCACAUCAUUUGUUUGUUUACAUUUUAGUUAAGUUUAAGUGUGCUGAAAUUCACCUCUCAUUUCAAUAUUAUUGAUAUAUUCUUGCACCUCAGCAAAUUACUUUUCACCUGUGUCUGACUUGUAGAAUCGAUUUCCCAUUCACUUCCGCAAUAAUUACUGAUUUGUUACUGCGGUUAGGAAGUGGUUGUUGCCACAGAUGCACAGUGCUAGUUGAGAACCUAACUUCAGGAGAAUGUGUGCGUUCUCCUCUUUGCUGCUAUUAUGACCAGCCUGUGUUUUAUAAUGCCAUUUAGAAUCUGUUUAUAAUGACCGACCUCCCAACAGAGACCCUGUCAGGUCCAAACAUUUUAAACAACAGUUUCUCAUAAUGAAGCUUCCCUGUGUGGGACCAGGGGGGUAGGAUAAAGUUGCCCCAAGAUGCUAAUCUAAGGUCAGUUUUACGAUCUACACUAGAUCUGUCAUUAGGGCAACUUCCACACAGAGCUGGGGUCAAAGCACCUUUCACAAGGGGUCAUGACCUUGAAUGACAUAGUUUUCCAACCACUCCUAAACUGUUUUGAUUGUCUAUCGAUGUAGUGUUGUCCAGUCUUAAAGGGUCAGGGGAACUGUUUUUCACCAGUGACCAGAGGGAGGGACUGACCACUGUGCUGAGUGGUUGGCUAGUUUCAACCCAAGCUAUCAGUGAGGAUGAACUAAUCCUGCUAGACGUGUGGUGAACUGCAGGACCAACUCUCUAAGGGUAAUAAUAUAAUACUAAUAAUAAUAAUAUGCCAUUUAGCAGACGCUUUUAUCCAAAGCGACUUACAGUCAUGUGCGCAUACAUAUUUACGUAUGGGUGGUCCCGGGGAUCGAACCCACUACCCUGGCGUUACAAGUGCCAUGCUCUACCAAUUGAGCUACAGAGGACCACAGGAUGACUCACUGACUGGAACAAAGUGUCUAACUGUUUGUCUUCAGAAAGCAGAGAAAUGUUUCAUACUUAAUUAAUGUUGGCCUACGACUUAUCUACAACUGCACGUGUGUAGGUCUAAUAUGAAGCAGUGGGACAGACUGUGAAUCUAAUAGUAGUUGUGGGCAUGGUGCCAGGGUUAUAUUCUAGUCUCUUCGCCUGCUCCAUUUCAGUGUGUUAGUUUAUAAAGAGAUGACUUUAGCACAUCCCAGUCAUGCCACAGUAGGUGGAUAAAAUAAUUUGGCCACAGAGCAAGCCGUUGUUUGAUUUCAUUGGCUUGUAUUUGGUAUCAUUUCCUGGCCAUGUUGAGCUAUGAAGAGGACAUCCACCGAAAACGUUUCCCCUGCUACUCGUUCUAUGUGCCUCCCUCUAUACCUAAUCUCUUUCAUAGAAACCGGAAGAACCAGUCAUUCUAGAGCAGGGUUCCCCAACUGGUGGCCUGUGGGUGGUUUUAUUUGGCCCCAUAGUUUUCUGAGCAAAAACAUUUUCAUUGUUUUUUAAAUUUUCAUUGUUGCACAUAAGACUGUAUAAACACCAGUAAAUUAGCUACAAGAUUGACAUUUUGGAAAUCUGUUCCCAAGUAUUCCCACGCGUAAUAGAGCGACACAUCAUGACCGUACACAAAUGGAAGCAAGGUUUGAAAUGAUUAUGUUUUAGUCAAAUAUUAUAUCUGUUUAGGAUUCUUGCGCUAAAUUUGCAGUCUACAAAUUAUUUAGUCCCAUGGCUGAAUCUAGUUGAUGAUCCCUGUUUUGUGAAUUUGAAUAAGUUAAAAUGUCUGGGGACAGGCCUAUACUCGACCAAAAUAGACUAUUUGAUAUGUCUACUAGUCAGACAUCCGUCAGGAAUCUGA